Rosa chinensis is the source of this 1494-nucleotide messenger RNA. Its product is annotated as coproporphyrinogen-III oxidase 1, chloroplastic. The transcript has 8 exons. NCBI's taxonomy places the organism in Eukaryota, Viridiplantae, Streptophyta, Magnoliopsida, Rosales, Rosaceae. Gene Ontology annotation, cellular component: chloroplast stroma; cytoplasm. Gene Ontology annotation, molecular function: coproporphyrinogen oxidase activity. Bases 109 to 1272 code for a protein of 387 amino acids. The record is from RefSeq and is a predicted model, not a curated record.
CUUAUCAUAUCACGAUUCCCAUCUCUCUCAUUUCCAAUCUGCUCCCUCUCUCUCCCUCUCAGUCAUUGCUAAUGUGACACAAAGCCACAGACUUCGAAAUCCACCGCAAUGCCGCCACCAGCCGCACUCUCAGCUUCUUCCUCCUUCACCCUCCUCUCCCCAUCUCCCUCCCCUUCUCCAAAGCUCGCUUCUUUCCACUCCAAACACCACUCCUUCCACUCCGCCACGCGCUUCACGCGCCUCCGCCGCGCCCGCUCACUCGCUCCGCGAUGCGCAGUCAUCGAGAAAGAGACGCCGGAGACGGAAAAGCCCGAUACUUUCCUCCGCGAGUCGUCGUCGCCGACCUCAGUCCGGGCCCGGUUCGAGAAGAUGAUAAGGGAGGCGCAGGACACAGUGUGUGAGGCCAUCGCCGCCGCGGACGGCGGAGGCAAGUUUAAGGAGGACGUGUGGUCGAGGCCGGGCGGCGGAGGAGGUAUCAGUAGAGUCCUCCAAAACGGCGCCGUUUGGGAGAAGGCUGGGGUUAAUGUGUCUGUUGUGUAUGGAGUUAUGCCUCCUGAGGCUUAUAGAGCUGCCAAGGGCGCCCCCACUGAUCACAAGCCCGGCCCGGUGCCGUUCUUCGCCGCCGGAAUUAGCUCGGUUUUGCAUCCAAAGAACCCUUUUGCUCCUACUUUGCAUUUCAAUUAUCGGUAUUUCGAAACAGAUGCUCCCCAAGAUGCUCCUGGAGCACCUAGGCAAUGGUGGUUUGGAGGUGGAACUGACUUGACGCCUGCUUAUAUUUUUGAGGAGGAUGUUAAACAUUUUCAUUCAGUUCAGAAAAGUGCUUGCGACAAAUUUGAUCCUACCUUCUAUCCUCGGUUCAAGAAAUGGUGUGAUGAUUAUUUCUAUAUCAAGCAUCGUGAUGAGAGACGAGGGCUUGGGGGAAUAUUUUUUGAUGAUCUAAAUGACUAUGAUCAGGAGAUGCUUCUUUCUUUUGCCACUGAAUGUGCAAACUCUGUGGUCCCUGCUUAUGUACCAAUUAUAGAGAAAAGGAAGGAUACACCAUUUACAGAGGACCAUAAGGCAUGGCAGCAAUUGCGAAGAGGGAGAUAUGUUGAAUUCAAUUUGGUUUAUGAUCGUGGAACAACUUUUGGACUAAAGACAGGAGGUCGAAUUGAGAGUAUUCUUGUCUCUCUUCCACUGACUGCUCGGUGGGAAUACGACCAUAAACCAGAAGAGGGAAGCGAAGAAUGGAAACUAUUAGAUGCGUGCAUCAACCCAAAGGAAUGGGUUUAAUGUUCUGAAGUAUAUUAUGCAUCAUUUUGAGAUUUUUACUUCUUUUAUCACCUUCCAGUCCCCCUUUUUCUUUGUUUCUUUAAUAGUUGAGGGUUAGAAGUUCAUCAAAAGUAGUCUAGUACAUGUACAAGGUGAUGUAAGUUUUGAAUAAUGUUAGAAAUAUCAUUUUUUUUUUAAAAAGAAAUUGGAAACUCUAGCUGCAGAAGUCAUGAGAUUGGUUAA